Messenger RNA from Wyeomyia smithii (pitcher-plant mosquito), 1562 nucleotides. RefSeq names its product diphthine methyltransferase. The coding region runs from base 519 to 1550 and encodes 343 amino acids. The transcript has 3 exons. NCBI's taxonomy places the organism in Eukaryota, Metazoa, Arthropoda, Insecta, Diptera, Culicidae. Gene Ontology annotation, molecular function: protein binding. The record is from RefSeq and is a predicted model, not a curated record.
ACUCAGCAGCCGUGUUCUGGUUCUUCCCUAUACAGACAGUAAUCCAACUUGGUUUUAGUUACUUUUUUGUUAUUCCUGUCGCUCAGUCUGUUACUCCCAUCCCAGCCAAUCGAUUGGGGAGGCGUUCAAGAGCGCACAGCUUAGGUCACCGUCAGAGAAUCGCGAAGCAUAGUCACCAUUAGUGUGGAAAUACAUAACGUAGACAACCAUUUUAACGGCGAAGAGUUGAAAAAAAAAGGCUGCACUGAAAGAAAACAAAAAAAAACUGGAAUUCGACGAAGACUGAACUGCUGCUGCAAACUAAACGACGAAGUGAAAAUAAAUGUUUCGCACGAACGGAUAGAAGGUUAAGGAUUGUCAGCAGCUCCAACCUCGCAUACUUACACCGCCAAGCUCCUUUAUGGUUAGUUCGAUUUUGUUGGCAAGCUUGAAAUUUUGGAUGUCCAAGUAGAAGCGGUGAUAUAUCAAGGGUCGUGGGCCUUUCACGAGUUUUACUUUGUCUGCAAAAGAGAGUAAAAAUGUCUUCCACAAUAUCCACCCUUCACACCUACGAUACGGAAUAUUCCGCUGAUUCCGUAGAAUGGUGUCCGCACACACCGACUCAGCAUCUGUUUGUCUGCGGGACUUACCAACUGGACAAAGAAGACCAAGUAAGAACGGCCCGAAAAGGGCGAGUUUUACUCUUUAGUUACCGCAAAGCCACCAACUCCCUCGCACUCGAGCAGACUAUUGAAACGGCGGCCGUUCUAGAUCAGAAAUGGCACCCCGCCAGUCCGGUGCUGGCCAUCGUCAACGCCAGUGGGCAGAUAAUGACGUACAAUUUAUCACCGGAUGGUGACAAGCUGAUACCAACGCACACGCUGACGAUUCAGAAGGAAGGUGGAGAGGAACAAUUGGCCCUUUCAAUAGAUUGGACCACUCGAGGAGACAUAGCGGCAGUUAGCGAUUCCAAAGGUGGUCUAUCCAUUGUGGACUUUGAUGAACGAGGACUACAUCAACGGCUGCGAGUGAAAGCUCAUUCGUUUGAAGCGUGGACGUGUGCCUUUGACCGAACGGAUGAACACAUAAUUUACACAGGGGGAGAUGAUACCUUACUGAACAUCUACGAUAUCCGCUGUUUCGAUGUUCCAGUUAUGAAAAAUAAAUGUCAUGACGCCGGUGUGACUUCAUUGCUUUCUAUGCGGCAUAAGGAAAAUCUGCUGGCUACGGGAAGUUACGACGAUCAUUUGCGAAUCUUCGACCGACGAUCCAUGAAGUCACCCAUCAGUCGAACCAAUCUAGGUGGCGGUGUUUGGAGGCUGAAACCGAACCCGCACAGACCCGAUUCUAUACUGUGCGCUUGUAUGUACCACAAUUUCAGCGUCGUAAACCUCAACGAGGAUCAUAGUAUUACUGUGGAGUCGGAAUAUUUCGAACAUGACAGCAUUUGCUAUGGUUGCGACUGGAGUUAUGCUUCGGAUAAUUCGGAAAGAGACUACUAUUUUGCAUCCUGCUCGUUCUAUGACCAUAAGUUGUGCCUGGCUAAAAUGAAUUGCGACAAUAAAGAGUAGUUUUUUCCCAGA